AGAAAAUAAGGGACGAUAUUUAAUGACGAUGAAGGCUCUAAAAGCUAUUCCAUAACAGCAAGACUUUACAAGUGUAAUUACAAGUUGUUUGCAGCACAACUCUCGUUACAUCUCAUUUGAAAAUUUGUUUUCUAGUUAAAAUCUAUUUUCUAAUUCUAUAUUCAUUUACCUUGAUCAAUAUUCAAAAUAAUCAUGACUUCUAUGAAUGCUGGUAUCGAUACAAAUUGUAUGACCCUAACAAGGUUCGUGAUUGAAGAGCAGCGGAAAGUUCCUGGAGCGACCGGAGAAAUGACCACUCUUCUUAAUGCUUUGGCAACAGCAAUUAAAGCCAUGUCAUCAGCUGUUCGAAAAGCAGGAAUCGCCAAAUUAUAUGGAAUCGCCGGUUCAACAAAUGUCCAAGGAGAGGAAGUUAAAAAGCUUGACGUAUUGGCCAAUGAUAUGUUUAUCAAUGUCUUGAAAUCAUCUUACUCAACAUGUCUCCUAGUCUCAGAGGAAAAUGAUAAUAUAAUUGAAGUUGAACCCGAUAAAAGGGGUAAAUAUAUUGUUACCUUUGAUCCUCUCGAUGGAUCAUCCAAUAUUGACUGUUUGGUAUCUAUUGGGUCCAUAUUUGCCAUUUACCGUAAGGUAAAUCCUGGAGAACCGACUGAGGCUGAUGCUUUGGUCAGUGGACGGAAUAUCUUGGCUGCUGGUUAUGCGACGUACGGCAGUGCUACUAUGGUUGUUCUAUCUCUAGGUCAAGGGGUUCAUGGAUUCAUGCUUGAUCCUGCUAUUGGUGAAUUCAUCUUGACUGAGCCAAACAUCACAGUCCCUCGCCGUGGUAAAAUUUACAGUAUCAAUGAAGGUUAUGAAAGUCAAUGGGACCCUGUUGUCAAAGCCUAUGUUCACAGUAAAAAAUAUCCUAAGUCUGGUAAACCUUAUGGUGCACGUUAUGUCGGUUCAAUGGUAUCUGAUGUUCACCGAACGUUCAAAUAUGGUGGCAUUUUCAUGUAUCCGGCUACAAAAGAUUCACCUAACGGAAAGCUUCGGUUAUUAUACGAAUGUAAUCCAAUGGCAUUUCUCAUGGAACAAGCCGGUGGAAUGGCAAUCGAUGGAAACAAAUGUAUUCUUGAUAUUGUACCACAUUCCAUUCAUCAACGUAGUCCAAUAUUUCUUGGUUCAUUUGAGGAUGUUUCCGAGAUUCAAGCAAUGUACAAAGCUUCCCGUUGAUAAUACGCAAGCCAAUAUACAAAAGGUGCAAGGAUUUAAUGCUUAAAAUAAAACCUUUAUUAUAAGCUGUUUUUUUCUUGUGGAACGAUCAGUUUCUUAUAAUCAAGAUUCAUAUUCAGCAUUUCAUUCUAGUUUCCCAUUUAAAUUUUGUUUCUUAAUUUGUGAGCUUUUUCUGAUUUUAGGUUUAAAUCUGCAUUCAAGUUUAUUUACCUUUACUUUUACUUUUGCUAAGUUAACCCAAAUAUCAUGCAUUAAUAUGUUAUCCAUUGAUCUUUAAUAAUUCACUUUCCUCAAGUGAAGCUCAUUCAAUUUUUAUAUAAAUUCAAUAUUUUUGGUCAAUUCAUAUCAAUUACUUUUUCAAAAUGUAAAUAAAAU
Tetranychus urticae (two-spotted spider mite) is the source of this 1581-nucleotide messenger RNA. It is a transcript of the gene fbp, whose product is annotated as fructose-1,6-bisphosphatase. The record is from RefSeq and is a predicted model, not a curated record. Gene Ontology annotation, biological process: sucrose biosynthetic process; fructose 6-phosphate metabolic process; fructose metabolic process. Lineage: Eukaryota; Metazoa; Arthropoda; Arachnida; Trombidiformes; Tetranychidae. Gene Ontology annotation, cellular component: cytosol; cytoplasm. Gene Ontology annotation, molecular function: fructose 1,6-bisphosphate 1-phosphatase activity.